UCAGGGUUUUUUCUAUCGACUCUAUGGCUGUAACUGUGGAGGUGAAGGAGCUCUGCUUCACGUACCCGGGGAUCGAUGGAAAUGCCGCACCAGGAGCAAAGCCGCUUGUCCAGGGAUUUUCCCUCACGCUGCGAGCCGGGGAUCGAUGCUUGCUCAUCGGCGCCAAUGGGGCAGGGAAGACUACUGUGCUCAAGAUUAUCGGUGGCAAGCACUUCGUGCAUCCGGAUAUGGUGCGCGUCCUCGGCAAAUCGGCCUUCCACGAUACCUCCAUCACUUGCUCUGGCGAUCUAUCGUACCUUGGCGGGGAGUGGAGGCGAGAUGUCGCGUUUGCGGGAUUCGAUGUACCAAUCCAAAUGGACAUCUCCGCGGGAAAGAUGAUUCUGGGAGUAGCUGGUACCGACGAAGAGCGUCGAAAGAAGUUGAUUCAGGUUCUCGACAUUGAUCUUAACUGGAGAAUGCACAAGGUCUCUGAUGGCCAGCGAAGACGUGUCCAGAUUUGCAUGGGUCUCCUGAAACCAUUCAAGGUGUUAUUGCUAGAUGAGAUCACCGUCGACCUGGACGUGCUCGCGCGAUCAGACCUUCUCGCGUUUCUCAAGUCCGAGUGCCUGGACCGUGGAGCAACUAUCAUCUACGCAACUCAUAUCUUCGACGGGCUUGAGUCAUGGCCUUCUCAUAUUGCUUAUCUGGCAAGCGGUAGACUCCAGAUCAUGAAACCUCUCCACGAGAUUCCAGAGCUCAAGGAGUUAUCUCUCAUGAGAACGGUUGAGAAAUGGUUGCGGAAGGAGACUAACGAGCAGAGAAAGGCCAGAAAGCUCAGGCUAGAACAAGGGCUGCCAGAAUUUGAGGACCGGAUCGAAGGUAGCCGUGUCAUUGGCGGAAGAGAAAAGGCGUUACCACUGAACAACGGAUGGAUCGAAGGCAGGAUGACGUCCAGCCUUGCAGGACAGGAGGAUCCUUUCAACCUUAGCUCCAACCGAGUUCUUCGACUGUGAUGGUAACUUCCAGUAGUUCCAGCAGCGACAAAUAAGCUCAGCGUGUUUUUACGCAA
This is a messenger RNA of Selaginella moellendorffii, 1048 nucleotides long. Its product is annotated as ABC transporter I family member 20. The transcript has 7 exons. Gene Ontology annotation, molecular function: ATP binding; ATP hydrolysis activity. The record is from RefSeq and is a predicted model, not a curated record. NCBI's taxonomy places the organism in Eukaryota, Viridiplantae, Streptophyta, Lycopodiopsida, Selaginellales, Selaginellaceae. Bases 24 to 992 code for a protein of 322 amino acids.